UUCAGUACCCUUCUUCUUCUUCUUCUUUUUUUUUUCCUCACAAGUACUCAUUUUUCUCCAGAUCUCGGCGAUUUUCUUUUCGCUUCUCGAAACUCCGGGAACAUCUCAAUGUGAAUGCUUGUUUCGAUUUGAAUUUGAUUGUUUGUCUAAGACUCAGAUCGUGGGUUUAUAUUGAUCUGCGAUCGACGAAUCGAAGCGCGAAAAUUUUUGCUCGGAAGCAAAUUAUCGAAGAGCGAGCGAAGUUCAUAGAUUCAUCGGGAGAGAAAGAGGAUGGAUAGUUUCAGCGCGGAGGAUCUGUCGACGAUCGGUGGAAUCGCCACUGUUUCUCUUCUGCAUUCGUUUAUUCCGACGCACUGGUUGCCGUUCUCCAUUGUCGGACGUGCCCAGAAAUGGACGCUUUCUCGAACUCUCUUCGUCACUGCAUUUGGGGCAGUCCUGCAUGUCAUAUCGACUUCGCUUCUUGGUAUAACAGCAAUCACUAUUUCAAACACCAUUGCUGGUGAAGAGACAGUCCACAAACUUGCUUCGCUUUUGCUUGUGAUUCUUGGCGGAUGCUACAUCAUGCUGUUUUUAUCUGGAAAGGGUGGUCACUCUCAUUCUCACAACCAGCCUAUGGAGAAAAUGGCUGUUGCUGGGCUUGUCCUCGUUCCUGCCCUAUCUCCUUGUGCAACGACCCUUCCGGUUUUCCUUGCUGUUGGAAACUCAAAGCCGAUGAUGAUUCUUGCCAUCCUAGUUCUUCUAAUCAGCACAAUAACCGUGAUGACAUCUCUGGUGGCUCUAUCGUUCUACGGGGCCAGCCAGCUGAAAUUCCACUGGGUGGAACGGUACGACAAACUCCUCCUGGGCUCGGUCCUCUGCCUCGUAGGUAUCCUAACUCUCCUUUUCCAUGAUCACCAUGGUCAUGACGAAGGUCAUCAUCAUCAUCAUCACAUUAGAAAAAUCAUCUCUCUCUAAAAAAAAAGAUCUCUGUGAAAUCCGUAAAAAGUUCCGUUGGAGGAGGAGGUGUCGUUAGAUAGUAGCUGAAGAAAGGUACAAACUUUCUAUAUGUAAAACCAUGUUUUUUCUUUGCAUUUGGUAUCUGCUUCGUACAUGCAACCAUCUUGUUAUAAUCUUUUGUGUUCUGUUUUUUUUUUUAGUUGAAGAAAGCGUUUGAUGGUGAUUGCAUU
Molecule: messenger RNA, 1166 nt
Organism: Tarenaya hassleriana
Lineage: Eukaryota; Viridiplantae; Streptophyta; Magnoliopsida; Brassicales; Cleomaceae
Exons: 3
Coding region: 271-954 (227 amino acids)
Source: RefSeq, a predicted model, not a curated record